UCCAGAGACCCGCUCCCCAGGGAGCCCCUGCUAACAGCCCAGCGCCUGCUGGCAAUGCCCAGCUGAAAACAAGCUCAUUUAGGGAGACGCACAGGGCUGCCCCUAGCAGUGGCAUAGCCCCAUGCUAGGCUGGGAGGGCAGAAUGCUUGGGAAAGAGUCUCUCCUGCUGAGCCUUGGGGCUGGGAAGCGGGAACUGGCUCCCUGAAAGUCCUGGAAUACACCAAGCUAGACAAAAGCAGGGCCUGUAAUCUCCAGUUGCAAUGGGGCUGCCCCAUUGAUCACCCCUGCUGAAUUAUCCAUCACUCUCUUGCCAGAGAACACAGGCCUAGGGGGAUCUGGCUGCCUUGUGCUGCCCCAGAGGCACCAGUCGCCUGUUUCUCCCGCAAUCAGUGAUGCAGCUCAGCCCCGGAGGAGGAGCCGAAGUGUCGCUUUCCCUUGCAGGGCUGCUCCCCGCGCACCUACAUCCCAGACAGCAAAUCCUUUUGACUAUGUGCGUCCCGCCCCGCCCGGUGCUGCUGGGGCUGGAUCUCUGGGCUGCCCUGGUGCUGUCCAGCCUACACAGCAGUGACUUGAGAGCAGGGACUCUGAGCCCAAGGCCCGACCCUGCCCUGUGGGUGCCCUUGGCAGCCGGAUGGGGCCUGCAGUGAGAAACCCCCAACUAGUACCGAGCCAGGCCUGCUUCCCUUUUUACCCCUUUGUUACAGCCUUGAAAUCUCACGCCUCUCUCUCCUCCCCUCCUCUGUUCCUUGCCCCCCUCCCUCGAAAGUCACUCUCUCCUCCCUCUCUUUCCUUCUGGCCUUCUCUCCAUUAGCUGGGCCAUCCUGCACAGACCCAUUUCCUCCUCACAUUACUGCCCCUCCAGUCCCCUCCCUUAGGGUAAUGGGGACAAAGCUCCUAAUCACCCUCAUUAAUUGUCCCCGCCCCGCUCCCCCUGACUCCCUGGGGCAUUUCUCACAAAUGGUGUCUAACUUUUCCCUUCUGUGUUUUGUUUUUCCACCGGAGCUGAUGGUGCCCCCCCAGCCUCCUGCUGAGCCACUGUUUACUCAACUGGGACAUGCUGGACACCCUGGGACCUCCUGCUCUCCCCCUUCACCAGCCCCAGCCAGGCUGGGAGGGCUAUAAAGAGCUCCUAGGACAGGCCAGACAGAGAGACCUUGCUCCUUCUUCGCCAGCUCACACCAUGGAUGCUUCUGUCCACGCUCCCCUCGGGCUGGCCGGCUGGCUCUGGGGCCCCCCAGCUGCCUGGGGCUGUGGAUGCCCUGUGCAGGGCCAAGAACAAGGCAGAAGAUUCCCACCGCUCUGGAGACCCUGGCUUCCCACUGCAAAGGACCUGUGCAGGCAGAACAGGGACCAGACAGACCCAGCCCGUGGCAGCGAGACAAUGGUGGAUGGUGGCUCUGGCAAGGCAUCAGCACUGUUCCGGCACCCCGUCAGACUCUUCUGGCCCCGCUCCAAAUCCUUCGAUUACCUGUACAGUGAGGGGGAGAAGCUGCUGGAGAACUUCCCUGUGCAAGCCACCAUCAGCCUCUAUGAGGACUCCGACAGCGAGGAGGAGGAGGAAGGCUGGGGGGAGGAAGGGCAGGCGGAGGAGUGGGGUCAGCAGGCGGAGGAGUCUGUGUUACGGCAGGAGGCAAGCUGCCAUCAGGGGCCAGCUGGGGCCAGCCAGCCAAUAAAGCUCUGUCUGAAGUGACCCCCACAGUGCCCAGCGCACCUGGGCAAGACUCGGCUGUGGGGAUAAAUGCCACCACCUUUCCCAAUGCUGCCGGUAAAGGAGCCUGCCAGAGACUCCGCCCCAAGGUUCUGAGACCCUGGCCCUUGCCGUCCUACACCGGGCUGUGUGUGUGCGGUGAUGGGGGCCAGAGGGUUGUUUGGAAGCAUUUUCAGGUCUCUCCAGCAGGGAGCACAGUUCAAACCCAGGGGCUGCAAAACUCCAAGAUGGUCCUGCGGGAGGCGAGAGGCCCCCACGCCUGUCCCAGGUGAGCAGUCAGAGCUCGGGGCAGCUGGUCUAAGUGUCUGCCAGGGAGAGGACUCUCCCAUUCCAGACUAUGACGUCCCCUGAGCAAUGCCUGCCUAGUGCUGGGGAGUGGGGCUGGGCCGAGGGCAGAGGUCAGCUUGCCCUUCUGCACCAGCCCCUUUGGGAGCCGGGUGAGGAGGUCUCAAGGAAGAAGCGUGGACAGACAACGCUGUGGGAGCUGGGCUGAGAGUGAGUGUUCCAGCCUGCUCCCCCUAACCCCGAGGGAGUGUCUGCUCCCACUCGGGGGUGCUGGUGCCCUGGUGGAGCUCAGCUGUGGCUCUGGGUUUUAGUCUGUGUGUUCUGGGGGUUAAUGUAUA
This is a messenger RNA of Caretta caretta (loggerhead turtle), 2331 nucleotides long. RefSeq names its product ripply transcriptional repressor 1 (gene RIPPLY1). Gene Ontology annotation, cellular component: nucleus. Gene Ontology annotation, biological process: negative regulation of transcription by RNA polymerase II; embryonic pattern specification. The record is from RefSeq and is a predicted model, not a curated record. Lineage: Eukaryota; Metazoa; Chordata; Testudines; Cheloniidae.